UAAAAUCUCCAGGCGUUCAACAACGAGUCAAGUGACAAACUCUCUUUUCUUUCUGUACUGUCGUGGCUCUACGAAACUGAGCCAUGGGUCGUGUCAUCCGUGCACAGCGUAAAGGAGCUGGAUCCGUUUUCCGCUCCCACACCAAGAAAAGGAAGGGAGCACCCAAACUCCGAUCUCUCGACUUCUCCGAGAGGCAUGGGUAUACCAAGGGUGUCGUGAGGGAGAUCAUCCAUGAUCCAGGCAGGGGUGCACCUUUGGCUGUCGUUCACUUCCGUGACCCUUACAAGUUCAAGACACGAAAAGAACUUUUCAUUGCUCCCGAGGGAAUGUUCACUGGUCAAUUUGUAUACUGUGGAAAGAAGGCCCAUUUGAACAUUGGUAAUGUUAUGCCUGUUGGACAAAUGCCAGAGGGUACAAUUGUUUGUAAUUUGGAAGAAAAGACUGGUGACAGGGGUCGAUUGGCCAGAGCAUCAGGACUGUAUGCCACAGUUAUCUCUCACAAUCCUGACUCAAAGAAGACCAGGGUAAAGCUUCCCUCUGGAGCCAAAAAAAUCAUACCAUCUGCCAACAGAGGUAUGGUUGGCAUUGUUGCUGGGGGUGGACGUAUUGACAAACCCAUCUUGAAGGCUGGACGUGCCUACCACAAAUACAGAGUCAAGCGCAAUUGCUGGCCUAAGGUGCGUGGUGUUGCUAUGAACCCUGUUGAGCAUCCUCAUGGUGGUGGUAACCAUCAACAUAUUGGUAAAGCCUCCACAGUCAAGAGAGGUACCAGCGCUGGUCGUAAGAUUGGUCUUAUUGCUGCCAGGAGAACUGGUAGGAUCAGAGGAGGCAAGACCGACACAAAGAAGGAUGCUUAGAUUAAUCACUAAACAUCAUUUGGCUUUUAUUAUAAUAAAAAAAUAAAAAAUUACUAAAAAAAUUCUUAAAUACAGCCUUAUUUAUUAUAUG
Molecule: messenger RNA, 948 nt
Organism: Copidosoma floridanum
Lineage: Eukaryota; Metazoa; Arthropoda; Insecta; Hymenoptera; Encyrtidae
Gene: RpL8
Product: ribosomal protein L8
Biological process (GO): cytoplasmic translation
Cellular component (GO): cytosolic large ribosomal subunit; ribosome
Molecular function (GO): RNA binding; structural constituent of ribosome
Source: RefSeq, a predicted model, not a curated record